Humulus lupulus (European hop) is the source of this 321-nucleotide messenger RNA. Its product is annotated as cucurbitadienol 11-hydroxylase-like. The coding region runs from base 1 to 321 and encodes 106 amino acids. Gene Ontology annotation, molecular function: monooxygenase activity; heme binding; iron ion binding. The transcript has 3 exons. The record is from RefSeq and is a predicted model, not a curated record. NCBI's taxonomy places the organism in Eukaryota, Viridiplantae, Streptophyta, Magnoliopsida, Rosales, Cannabaceae. Gene Ontology annotation, biological process: sterol metabolic process.
AUGUCAAAUGGCUUACCUGGAUUAUUACGUAAAUCAUUAAAAGAUAUCCCAGUUAAAGGAUUUAUAAUCCCAGCGGGUUGGACUGUAAUGCUUGUCACUGCAACUUCGCACUUAAAUUCUGAUAUUUUUAAUGAUCCUUUUGAGUUCAACCCAUGGCGUUGGAAGGAUAUUAAUGCGGAUGUGGUGUCAUACAACUUCAUGCCUUUUGGUCGAGGAGUGAGACAAUGUCCAGGGGCAGACUACACUAAAGCCGUCAUGGCAACUUUUCUACAUGUCUUGCUCACCAAAUAUAGGUACAAAUGUUGCUUUAAAUUUUUCUAA